UGUACUGCACGCGAUUGUUUUUUAACCUUAUUUUUCCCCAACAACAUCGCUGUUCUGGGCAAGCCAACCAGCAGACCCUGGCGGAGUCGCGCAUGUGCAGACGAUGGGCCGUCACCUGCUGGUUCUGCACAGACGACCUCCAGUGCUAGUGGCCCUGUAUGAACGCUAUACCUCUCCCUCCACCUGUCCGAGGACCGGGCAGCGACUGGAGAACACGACAGGGCGGACACAUUUGGUGAGAAGCACUGAAGUGAUGUGAGAGGAUCGUCCACUGGGCCUCACAUGGCUGUUCGCACCAUGGACUCCGAGUCAACCCGGUCAUCGCAGCCUCAGUCCAAUCUGGCCAACGCAGGGGGAGGAGCCCUGCUCCCUGGCGGCAAUCUCAGUUCCACACUGGGGCCUCACGGGAAACAUUAUGUCUGUGGCUCUAUUGCUGCUUUUACCAACAUUGUGGUGACGUUUCCCAUCCAGAAGGUUCUGUUCCGACAGCAGCUGCACGGCGUGCUGGCCACCGAGGCGGUGCGGCAGCUCCAGAGCGAUGGACUGAGGAACCUGUAUCGGGGCCUGCUCCCCCCGCUGCUGCAGAAGAGCACCACAGUGGCCAUCAUGUUCGGCCUGUACGAGGACUUCUCCAGGGUCUUACUAGAUCGGGCCCAGGGCAGCGGGAUGCCAGAGCUGGUCACGCGAAGCUUUGCGGCGGCGUUGGCAGGAACAGCUGAGGCUCUCUUGAUGCCCUUUGAGCGCGUGCAGACUCUUCUGCAAGAUCAUCGACACCAUGGCCGCUUCAACAACACCGCACACACCUUUAGGACACUUUUUACCGAGUUUGGUAUCAGAGAGUACUACCGAGGCCUAGUACCCAUCCUUCUCCGUAACGGCCCCAGCAACGUGCUGUUCUUUGGGCUCCGGGGACCAAUCAAGGAGCAGCUACCUGAGGCCACCAGCCGGGCUGGUCACUUGGUCAAUGAUUUUGUCUGUGGGGGGGUCCUGGGGGCCGCCCUGGGUAUCUUAUUCUACCCUUUAAAUGUGGUCAAGUCCAGAGCUCAGUCUCAGGUGGGUGGACCGUUCAAGCCCUGCCGAGAGGUCCUCCUGACGGUGUGGAGAGAGCGAGGGAGAAGCCUGGCCAAGCUCUUCAGAGGGGCGCACCUUAACUACCAUCGCUCCCUGCUCUCCUGGGGCAUCAUCAACGCCACCUACGAACUACUUCUGAAGCUCUUCUGAGAGGACAACCGCACGCCCAGUCUAACAGAAGCCUUGUUAAGCAUUCAACGGCCAGUUGUGAAAAGUCAAAAUCACAGAGCAGCUCACCUGCUGUCUGACUCAGCAAACAGCUCGCUCAUGUGAUCGGGGCCAACAGUCGUGAGGUGACCACAUGUCAGUGUGACUUAGCUAAGUGUUGUAACCAAAACCAGGCUUUAGCCUCCAAACUGCUCGUGCCAGGGUCCAAAUCUUUCUUUGAGAAAACAGCACUUUUACACAUUCAGAUCUUCGUGAAUGAAGGGAUUCCCGAAAGCUUUCACUCCGGAUGCUGCCUCUGAACUGUUUCACAACCAGUAUAAUAAAUGAUUGUUGGCAUUUGA
This is a messenger RNA of Synchiropus splendidus (mandarinfish), 1580 nucleotides long. RefSeq names its product solute carrier family 25 member 51b (gene slc25a51b). Lineage: Eukaryota; Metazoa; Chordata; Actinopteri; Syngnathiformes; Callionymidae. The record is from RefSeq and is a predicted model, not a curated record. The transcript has 2 exons. The coding region runs from base 283 to 1221 and encodes 312 amino acids.